AUGCUUGAACGGGUGUUGCAAAAUCAAGAGAAGUUUGACACUUCUAUGAUGAAUAUGAUCGAGCUUGUUGGUUCGUAUACCGCAUCCAUUCAAAAAUUGGAGAUGCAAAUGAGAGACCUCUCUAGGGAACAAAAUCCGAAGCAAAAAGGGACACUUCCAAGUGACACAAUUGUGAACCCCAAGGGUAGUGGGAGUGGUCCAACUUCACAUGUCAGGGCAAUUACUACUCGGAGUGGGAAGGUACUACAAGGAGGGAGAGAACAAGUGGUUGAAGUUGAAGAGUCCGAACAUAAAGGUGAGGUUGAAGAGCCAAGUGUUGUUGAAAGUGAAAAAGUGCCGGAAGAGUUGAAAGUGAAACAAGAAAACCGAGAAGAGGUAAAUGAAAAGAUUAGUUCCAUUUUUGCAACAUCUACCGUUCAAAACAAAGAAGACCCAGGAGCUUUCAACAUUCCUUGUACUAUUGGGGCACAUUAUUUUGCAAGAGCCCUUUGUGAUAAUGGGUCUAGCAUCAACUUGAUGCCUCUUUCCAUUUACAAGCAAGCGGGGUUGGGUAUGCCAAGUCCCACAAGUAUGAGAUUGCAAACAGCCAAUCAUUCCAUAAAGAGAUCGGUGGGAAUUGUUGAUGAUGUGCUUGUUAAAGUGGGAAAGUUUCAUUUACCCGCCAAAUUCGUAAUCCUUGAUUGUGCAAUUUACAAAGAGAUCCCUAUCAUUUUGGGGAGACCAUUCCUAGCCACAGGUAGAGCACUAAUGGAUUCAGAACGGAAUGAGAUCAAAUUUUAUGUGAAUGAUGAAGAGGUUACAUUCCAUGAAAGCAAAGGUAUGAAACUACCACAUGAAUAUGAGAGCAUCUCAGUGAUUGAUGUUGUUAAUGGAGUGGAAGAUGCAGUUGAAAUGAAGAUGGAAGAACAAUGCCUCGGUGAGGCGUUGGCAGCUAUUUUGGUAAACUUUGAUGGUGAAGAUAUGGAAGGAUAUAUGGAAUUGGUAAAUGCAUUGGAGGGGCUUGGGUCUUACACUUAUGCUCCGGUAGAACAAUUGUUGGAAGUCUUGAAGGAGCAUAGGCAAGCUAUUGGAUGGACUAUUGCGGACAUCCGAGGGAUUCCCGCGGGAAUUUGCGAACACAAGAUCCAAUUGGAGAGUGAGACAAAACCAAGUGUGGAACAUCAACGACGGUUGAACCCGUACAUGCAAGAGGUGGUAAUGAAAGAAAUCAACAAGUGGUUGGAUGUCGGGGUAGUCUACCCUAUUGCCGAUAGUUCUUGGGUGAGCCCGGUGCAAUGUGUGCCGAAAAGGGGAGGCAUGACCAUGAUCGAAAAUGAUAAAUAUGAGCUCAUCCCAACAAGAACGGUGAACGAAUGGUGGGUGUGUAUGGAUUAUCAAAAGCUCAACAGUGCCACAUGCAAAGACCAUUUCUGUUACAUCUCGCAUUUUCCGAUACCUCCGAAGACUACAGCCGCUAGCACGGGUCACAAGUCUACAAAGGUUCCAGAAAGAGAGAUAAGUUAUACUAUGGAUUCAGGCCCAUCAGAGAUUAUGGGUUCUAUUGAGGAGGAUCCAUCCGAGGAUCCAUAUGAGCCAUCCGUUAGAGUUGUUUCAACCACUCCGGUAGUAGAUGGGGAUACAACAACAUCAUCUUUAAUAACUGAGGUAAAGGAACGCCAGUACAAGGAUCUUGUGCUAAUUCAUUGUAGAGAUAACAAUCUUCAGAAGGAGAAGACACCUUUUGAAAUUACCAAAGAUGGGGCGUUUCAUCAAGGAUUUUCCAAGAUUGCAAAUCCUAUGUGCAAACUCCUUGAGAAAGAUGCAAAAUUUUUGUUUGACAAGACAUGCCUCAAAGACUUUGAGGAAUUGAAGCAAAAGCUCACCGCAGCACCUAUUAUUGUCACACACAAUUGGUCUCUUCCUUUCAAGCUCAUGUGUGAUACUAGUGGUGUAGCUAUUGGAGCAAUGCUUGGCCAAUGUCACAACAAGGUUCUCCACUCGGUCUAUUAUUCAAGCAAGACACUCAAUGGGGCACAAAUGAAUUACAUGGUGACUGAGCAAGAACUUCUUUCCAUUGUCUAUGCCUUUGAGAAGUUUCGGGCUUAUAUGUUGGGAUCCAAGGUGAUAGUGUACCGAGGUCAUGCUGCUCUUCGCUAUCUCAUGGCAAAAAAGGAUGCAAAGCCUAGGUUGAUUCUAUGGGUCUUAUUGUUGCAAGAAUUUGACUUCGAGGUCAAGGAUCGCAAGGGAACUCAAAAUCAAGUAGCGAAUCAUUUAUCAAGGCUUGAAGAGGCAGGGAGGCCAAAGGGAUAUCUUGAUAUCAAUGAUGCAUUCCCGGAUGAACACAUAUUAGCACUAUCUAGCACUUUUGCUCCUUGGUAUGCCGAUAUUACUAACUACUUGGUUAGUGACCUUAUUCCGCAUGGAUUGGAAUCUAUCAAAAGAAGAAGUUUUUGA
Nicotiana tabacum (common tobacco) is the source of this 2433-nucleotide messenger RNA. The record is from RefSeq and is a predicted model, not a curated record. Lineage: Eukaryota; Viridiplantae; Streptophyta; Magnoliopsida; Solanales; Solanaceae.